CUGCCCCCAACAAGCCGCCCAGGCCCAUGCAGCACCCAAGUUCCCCUUUGGCAUGGCCCAGGCCCACACUCACCCAGCAGCUUCCUGUUGCUCUCACUUGGCCACACCUCACGUUUGAGACAUUUCUUUGCCUAGAGUGAGACCAGAACCCCGACUCAAUGCUGCCGCUGCUGCUGCUGCUACUGUCCCUGCUGCGGGAGGGGUCCCUGCAGCAGGAAGCAGGCUACGAGCUGCAGGUGCAGAAGUCGGUGACAGUGCAGGAGGGUCUGUGUGUCCUCGUGCCCUGCUCCUUCUCCUACCCUGAGACCAGGACUUACGGGACAAGACCUGACCAGACAUUUAUCUUCUGGUUCCGAGAUGGGGACGCUAGUGACUAUGAUGAUCCUGUGGCCACCAACAAUCCCUAUCGUACAGUGAGGCCUGAGACGAAGGGCCGGUUCCACGUCCCCAGGGACCUCAGCACCAACAACUGUUCCCUGAGCAUCACAGACGCCAGGAGGGAGGACACAGGGAUGUACUUCUUCCGAGUGGAGAAGAGAGGAAGCAAUGUCAAAUACAACUACAUCUGGAAUAAGCUGUCUCUGAAUGUGACAGCCCUCACAGAGAAGCCACACAUCCAGCUCCCGGCACCCCUGCAGUCUGGCCACACCACACAGCUGCACUGCAGCCUGCCAGGACACUGCCCACUUGGGAGAACUCUCAGCUUCUCCUGGAAGGGCAGUGCCCUUGACUCUCAGACUCCCUGGAGGCUUGAACCCUCGUUGUUCCUGACACCAAGGCCCCAGGACCACGGCACCAACCUCACCUGUCGGGUGCAGUACCUCGGCAGUCAGGUGACCACGGAGAGAACCGUGCAGCUCAAUGUCUCCUAUCCUCCUCAGAACCUCAGCGUCAGCGUCUUCUUCCAAAACAGCACAGCCCCCAGCAUGCUGCCUACCAGCUCAUCCCUCACCGUCCCGGUGGGCUGGGCUCUGCGCCUGCGCUGCUCAGCACUCAGCAACCCUCCUGCCAACCUGAGCUGGGUGCGGGGACCCCCAGACCUGCAGCCCACCCCUGUCUCCUUCACCGACAUCCUGGAGCUGCCGCAGGUGCAGCCAGAGCACGGAGGGCAGGUCACCUGCAUAGCCCAGAACUCGCUGGGCUCCCAGCACCUUUCCGUGAACCUCUCUGUUCAGGCCUCUCCACAGCUGCUGGGUCCCUUCUGCUCCUGGGAGGCCCAGGGUCUGCACUGCAAAUGCUCCUCCCAGGCCCAGCUGGCCCCGUUCCUGCGCUGGCGGCUCGAGGAGCAGCUGCUGGAGGGGAACAGCAGCGGGAACAGCAGUGUUGCCUCCUUCAUGGUCACCUCCAGCUCUGCAGGGCGCUGGGCCAACAGCUCCCUGAGCCUCCGCGGGGAGCUCGGCCCUGGCCUCAGGCUCAGCUGUGAGGCCCAAGACAUCUAUGGGGGUCGAAGCUCGCAUGUCCUGCUGCUGUCACCACCAGGACAAGGAGCAUCCCAGCAAGGUGUGGUCCUCGCGGCCCUCAUGGGAGCCGGAGCUGCGGCCAUCACCUUCCUUUGCCUGUUCCUCUUCGUCUUUGCCAUAGUGAAGUUAUACAGAAAGCAAUCAACCGGCCCGUGGCAGGUCACAGAACAUGAGGAGCCUGUCAUGGCGGCAGUCACCUUGGAUUCCAGGCCAGUGGCCUCCAAGCCAGACAGCCCACAAGGCCAGCCUUCUGCUGGGGAUCCUUCUCUCCCACGGGAACAGCAGGAGCUCCACUACGCCUCCCUCAGCUUCCACAGGACGAAGCCACGAGAGCCUCAGGACCAGGAGGCCACGAGCACCACGGAGUAUGCAGAGAUCAAGACAACUUGCUGUGACCAUUCAGGAACGGAGGACACAGAAGCCAGCUGAUGGAGGUCCUGCCACGUAGCUUGCUCUCCAUGCGUCCCCGAAGAGGAGGCCCCCUUCGGCGAGCUCUCCCACAGCCACCACGCACAAGGAAGCUAUCACAACAUGCAGGCAUCACACCCCCACUUCUCGGUCCCAGGGAAGGACCACCCCCCUCCCACAGCGGUCAGCUCCCCAUGUGGUGCCUCCUGUCCUCUUCAGGGUCACCCAACUUUUACCUGUCAGUCCUUCCAGUGUCCCAUCACCUCCAGUAGCUUCUCCACUUCCUUCAUGGGAGGGGACCCAGUUGGCCUUGGACAACCCACUGCAGGCAUCUCCCCACUGCAGUCCUCCCAACUGUCUACCUUCUGUCAGCUCACCUCCCAUGCUGGUUCACACCAUGCUGCCUUGGCUACUCCCGACCCCUCCUUCUGAAAGGAUGCUCACUCAUGACCACUUCCCGUCAAACACGAGCUCACGGGUGGACGUGGGGCAAGAGAGCGGACUGAAGAAAGCACGCAUCCCCUUGCUCCUCUAAAGUUGAAUGAAUAUGUUAAGAAAGUACUAAACCCAACUAGCCAAAAGUUCACCAGCAACACUCAAGCCCACAUACCUUCACAUUUUUUUUCCCUUGGGCUUUGGAAAGUGGCCAUGAGGAAAAGCGUAAAUAAAUAAAUACAUUUUAUAGUAU
This is a messenger RNA of Ochotona curzoniae (black-lipped pika), 2556 nucleotides long. Its product is annotated as sialic acid-binding Ig-like lectin 5. The transcript is spliced from 10 exons. The record is from RefSeq and is a predicted model, not a curated record. Bases 159 to 1889 code for a protein of 576 amino acids. Lineage: Eukaryota; Metazoa; Chordata; Mammalia; Lagomorpha; Ochotonidae. Gene Ontology annotation, molecular function: sialic acid binding. Gene Ontology annotation, biological process: cell adhesion. Gene Ontology annotation, cellular component: plasma membrane.